GAAGAAAGGGUUGAAAUUAAAAAAAUCAUGUCUCCCUUUCCCCUUCACUCCUAACCUCUUCUUAUAUAUAUACACCACCCAUCCUUCAAUCUACACACCCAAAUUCCAAAGCACUAAAAAAGGCUCGACACCCCCCCCCCCCCCACACACACAGAAACGCAAGAUUCCAUGGGAUUGAAGCUUUCUUGCUGCAUCCACCGAGGCAGCCUCUCGCUGCAGGUGCACCAGCCGGCCUCUCCGCCGCCGGCCAUGAUCAUAGCCGCGAACGGCUCACUGAAGGAGCUCCCGUCCUCCCCUGUUGCAGUUUCCGACGUGCUCGGCGGAGACAUGGUGUCGUCGUCGUUCUUCGUGUGCAACUCCGACGCGCUCUACUUCAACCAGCACCCGCCCGCGCUGGCCCUCGGUGAGCUGCUCCGGCCGGGGCAGAUAUACUUCGUGCUCCCGGCGGCCAUGCUCGGGCGACCGCUGUCGAGCGCCGACAUGGCCGCGCUGGCCGUGCGCGCGAGCGCGGCGAUCGCGUCUAGCUCCAGCAAGCCCCGGCGCCGCGGCGGCCGCAGUCAUGGCAAGAAGAAGGUGCGCGUCAUGCCGGUGCGCGAGGACACCGAGGACGCUGACUUGUUCAACGAGAAGCUCAACGAGCAGACGCUAGGGGAGUUCGGGGUGUUGCUGAGCUCGGCGAAGAGAGACAGGAAGCUCGCCGCCGCGACGACGAGGACGCGUCUGAAGCGUGCGCUGAGCAUCAUUCUAGAGGAUGCCGAGUGAACCAAUAGGCUGUGGUCUCAUUUUUUUUUUCCUUUUUGGAAACCAUUUGUGUGAGCCUUAGAAAGCUUGCAAUGAUUUAUUCAAUUUUUUUUAAAGCAAUGAUUUAGUAGAUUUAGGAAACGGGAGGACUCUCAUGAAAAAAAGGAUGCAUGUGUGUGGUCUGCCUUAGUACAUAAUCCAGUAGUUGCAAAAUUACAAGAAUGUGAAAAAAAUGGUUUUAUUGUUUUUUCUUUCUGAUAUAUGAAUACCUUUUUCUGCUUC
Messenger RNA from Phragmites australis (common reed), 1023 nucleotides. RefSeq lists its product as uncharacterized. NCBI's taxonomy places the organism in Eukaryota, Viridiplantae, Streptophyta, Magnoliopsida, Poales, Poaceae. The transcript has a single exon. The record is from RefSeq and is a predicted model, not a curated record. Bases 169 to 762 code for a protein of 197 amino acids.